AUGCAGGAUGGAGGUGUCCAUGCUGUUCAAGAGGAACCUUUGCCUAUAGCUGAAGAACCCAUCCCUUGGGAGGAGGUGCAACUGUAUGCUGAGCGUCCUGAGAGUGUCACCCGCUUGGCCAGCGACCUUCCCUCUCCCCUCAAAGAAGAGUUAAUUCAAUGCUUGAUUCAUAAUCGGGACGUCUUCGCCUGGUCUACAGAAGAGUUACCAGGGGCCAAGCCGAAAAUAGCCGAACAUAAGUUGCAUUUACUGUCGAACUCCCGACCUGUCAAGCAAAAGAAAAGAAACUUCUCAGUCGACCAGAACAAAAUAAUCAGAGCUGAGGUGGACCAGCUCAGGAAGGCGAGCCACGUUAGAGAAGUACAGUUCCCGUCCUGGCUCUCUAACGUGGUUCUAGUAAAGAAGCCCAACAAUAAGUGGAGGAAAAUCCAGGCCUGGUGCAAGGGGUUUGGCAUAACACAGGCCUUCACUUCUGUAGCAUAUCCACAAAGUAAUGGUCAGACCGAGGUGGUCAACAGAGAAAUAGUACGAGGUCUGAAGGUUAAGCUGGAUCAUGUGGGAGGCAUUUGGGUGGAAGAGCUGUCAAGCAUUCUGUGGGCCUAUCGCACGACACCUCGGGAAAGCACAGGUCUGACACCAUUCCACCUGGUUUAUGACAAUGAAGCAGUUGUACCCAUAGAAAUCGGAGUGCCAUCAGUCAGGAGGACAUUAUAUGAUGAAGAAAACACACAACGACGGUUGUCUGAGCUAAAUCUUAUUAGCGAAACUCGGGACAGAACGACAGCUCAGCUGGAGGCCUAUCGACAAAGAAUGAGACAAAAUUAUAACAGAAGAGUGAUUCCUUGA
Messenger RNA from Zingiber officinale, 846 nucleotides. RefSeq lists its product as uncharacterized. The coding region runs from base 1 to 846 and encodes 281 amino acids. Gene Ontology annotation, molecular function: nucleic acid binding. NCBI's taxonomy places the organism in Eukaryota, Viridiplantae, Streptophyta, Magnoliopsida, Zingiberales, Zingiberaceae. The transcript is spliced from 2 exons. The record is from RefSeq and is a predicted model, not a curated record. Gene Ontology annotation, biological process: DNA integration.